Strongylocentrotus purpuratus (purple sea urchin) is the source of this 1436-nucleotide messenger RNA. RefSeq lists its product as uncharacterized. The coding region runs from base 131 to 1042 and encodes 303 amino acids. NCBI's taxonomy places the organism in Eukaryota, Metazoa, Echinodermata, Echinoidea, Camarodonta, Strongylocentrotidae. The transcript has 6 exons. The record is from RefSeq and is a predicted model, not a curated record. Gene Ontology annotation, molecular function: protein binding.
UGACCACGGACCAGGACCAGGGCAUGACCACGGACCAGGACCGGGACACGACCACGGGCCGGGGCAUGAUCAUGGACCACGGGGGCACGAUCAUGGGACUGAUCACGGUCAUGCAACCGAUGCCAAUGAGAUGGCUUCCCUUGAGCCAGGAAGGUGCACUAAGAUUGUCAGUGCUACCAUCACAGUGAUGCAAUCGUACCAGACUCAGAAAAGAAUAUCAACCAAGACAAGAUGUGGAUGGCUUCAUCUAGCAUACUGCAGAAAAUACAGGAUGACUCCUCACGUGGCGUACAGGCAGGCGACAAAAAUUGUUUACGUCAAUGCUCGUAAAUGUUGUGUCGGCUUCAUGGAGGUGAACGGUGUUUGUGAACCCCAAGGAGGACGGACGUUACCCCCACCGACCACCACUAUCACCGCCCCACCAGCCCUCACCACACCCAGAGACGACAGGAUGCCCGACGACGAGAUGAAGAUGAUUGAUAAUUCCCUGCAGAAGUUCGUCUUCUUCAUCAUCGUCCUCGUCGCUAUCCUUAUCAUUGGUAUCAUCAUCGGAGCCGUGAUCGUGCACCUGUGCGGAGGACGAAAGGAGGUCAUGAGGAGAAUAUCAACUAGGAGAUUCACCAGAAAGACGAAGAAGGAGACAACCAAAGAUGGAAACGGUAAAACAAGCACCGAGACAUCAAAGAAUGACCUACCGCCUCGCUACGAGAGCUGUAACAAACCAACCACAUCAGAUUCUAAGGUCGGAGUAGCCUACCAUCCCAAUGGUCAUGACCACGCCCAUGGCCACGCCCACGUUCACACCCAUGGCCACAACCAUGGCCAUGUCAAAGACCACGCCCAUGGUCACAACCAUGGUCAUACCCACGACCACGUCUAUGGCCACGCCCAUAAUGCAUCCCAACCCACCGCACCACCAUACGGUCUGGAGUAUGCUAACGUCGAUUCGGACAUCGGCCAAGCAAAGAGCUGUGAAAGCCAAGCCGGGUACGUGGAGGUGUAUGAGUCUGAUCCUCUACCUACCAAGACUGGGCAUCACUGAGGACUUUUACCUGUGUAGGUAGAGACUUAUUAGAAGGCAUUUCCUUUUACAUUGUCAACGACCAUUGUAGGAUUCAGCGACUUAGCAUAGAGAUCGAAGUAACUACGUCUAGCAGAUGGACGAACAGUCACCGUCAUGUCUACUCGCAUUAAAUCAUAUGAACAUGUAUAAAUUUCAUUCUAACUAAGAAUGUAAUAUUGAUGUAAAGGCUUUAAUUAAAUGUACUUUUCUAUUGGACUUAUAUGCUGUAUUAUCUCUGAUGAUUCUGAAUAAAAUAUAAGAUUAUAUUUCAAAUCUUUUUUAACCGUUAACUCAUUGCUGCAUCGUCCCUUUCUUGUAUUAGAAUAUGACGACAUACAUUGAAACUGAUAUUUGCUUUUAUAAAUAAAUUGAU